UGUAGUGUACAGUCGGGUCUGGUGACGGACACCGGACGGACGGGACGCGGGACCGGACCAGUAGAGCAGCACGGAACGUUGACUGUAUUGACGUGUGCCUCUGCUCUCUGCCUGCACAGUGCACACUCUGCCAGUGUUCACCUCACACAGUCGACCUGCCUUCUCUCACAAGAUGUGGCGAUUGGAGUGGUACGUGAGCGUGUGGCCCUGGUUGCUCCCUGUCAAGUAGCGGUAGACGCCAUCAUGCCCGGACUUGUCGUGUUCCGUCGAAGAUGGAGCGUCGGCAGCGAUGAUCUCGUCGUUCCUGGCGUGUUUCUCUUCAUUGUUCACAUUAUAUGGUUUGUGGUGCUGGUGUUGGUGCUGCUUUUGGUGGACUUUGACCGCAGCAUACGAUGUGUCUCACUGCUAUGGCAGCACUGUCUCGGCUACGCUGCUAUCCUUGUUGCCUCAGCUUUUCUCGACCUCAUGAUCUCAAUGGUUGCCAUGAGAGGUGGCAUUCUGGACGUGGAGGCUCGAGCUCCAAUGAAGUAUCUCAUCUAUAUAAGACUUGCUAUAAUGCUAUUUGAGAUGAUCUGGCUAACACUGGCUGUGGUAUGGUUGUCAUUCCACUAUCAGAACUGUCCUGUCGAUGGAGGCAAAGAUGCCAUUCUUGGAAUGGUGAUCUUCAACUGGCUGGUUGUGCUAAGUGUGAUGCUGACCGUGUGGUGUGUAUUUGAUGCUGCGGGCCGCUCCUGGGUCAAGAUGAAGAAGUAUCAGAGGUCUAUGAGAGAAUCUGAAUCCAGAUUUCAGUAUAAGAGAUCAGGAAAUCGUGCAAGGAACUGGAGACAGAGGAAGGUGUUAAGGGCAUAUCAAGACAGCUGGGAUCAUCGUUGCCGUCUUCUAUUCUGCUGCAUUCGCAACACUGAUCGCAACAAGAACUCUUUUGCUGAUAUUGCAAGAUUAUUGUCUGAUUUCUUUCGAGACCUAGAUGUUGUGCCAUCAGAUGUUGUUGCUGGCUUAGUGUUACUCCGCAAGUUCCAGAAAAUUGAACAAGAAGCUGUCGUCAAUCAGCAUAAAAAUGACACCUAUGAGUACUUAUCAGGAGUGCCAGUGACAUCCAACACCAAGUUCCUGCCCCUGAGAGAUGCCCAGUACUACCAACAUUUCCAGUCUGUAAUUCACUACAUGCACUACGCUCUGGCAGCGUACGGCUGGCCAAUGUUCCUCAUGACACACUCCACAACCGGCCUGUGCCAGCUGUGUACAAAGCUCAGUUGUGCGUGCUUCCCCUGUUGCUGUCAGAAGUCUCGUAUAGACCCAGAAACUACUCUUAUAGAAGACAAUUGCUGUAGCUGCAAUUACGCAGCCCUACGCAGCAUGGUAUCUACCGGAGAUGUUGCAAUCGUAUACGCAACAUAUCAUGUUGAUGUGAAUGAAACCCCAUUCUUUGUUGCUAUUGACUACACUCGCAGGAAAGUUGUUGUCAGUAUAAGAGGAACUCUCUCAAUGAAGGAUGUGAUCACAGAUCUCAACGCAGAGAGUGAGACCCUACCUCUAACUCCACCACGGGAAGAUUGGCUUGGACAUAAAGGAAUGGUUCAUGCAGCUGUUUAUAUUCGAGAUAAGCUGAUAACAGAAUCCAUCCUGAGCCAAGCUCUGGCAACAAGCCUCAAGAAGGCGGGGGAAGGCUUCAGUCUGGUGUUGGUGGGCCACUCACUGGGCGCUGGUACUGCAGCUAUACUCGCCAUCCUACUACGUCAGUCACAUCCCGACCUGCAGUGCUUCGCGUACUCACCCCCUGGAGGUCUUCUCAGCAUGCCAGCGGUGCAGUACACUAAGAGUUUCAUCACUUCAGUGGUGUUGGGCAAGGAUGUGGUGCCUCGUAUUGGACUCCAUCAAAUGGAGUCCCUUCGAGCUGACCUCAUAAAUGCCAUUAAACGCAGCAAAGAUCCAAAGUGGAAAACCAUCAGCUGCAGUGUGAUGUGCUGUGGAGCCCCUGUUAUGCCUACAUCCGCAGUCGAGCUCAAGGCUGACAGCAUCACCAUGGAGGAAUAUCGAGCAGAGAAGAACUCUGCUCGUGCAAUGCCAAUCCACCCGUCCGAUUCCUCCAUAGCCCUAACUAUCCACCAACCUCUCUACCCUCCUGGCAGCAUCAUCCAUGUUGUUCGGCAUCACCCUACCAAGACAGAGCAAGUUCUCAACAAGCAUGAUCCAGUUUACCAGGCACUGUGGGCAAAUAACACAGAUUUCGAUGAAGUCCUGAUCUCACCUGUUAUGAUCCAAGAUCACAUGCCUGACAAGGUUCUGGAUGCUCUAUACAAGGUUAUAACUAGUCUGGGUCCUGCUAAGCCACAACGCUCUCUCAACAACAACAACAAUAUCAACAGUACACAGCCAGUGGAUACAGACCAUUGUCAGCUUCUAGCAGGAUCUGGGUCACCACCCCACCGGCUGUGUCUGGAGACCAGCUUCACGUCUGUGCCGCCACGGGCAGGGGCUGACAGUGGUGUAGAGAGUGGGCGGCUACCGUGGGAGUGGGCGGGCAUGGGGCUAGCACCUCAGCCGGAUCUCAUUCAUGAUGAUUGGUUUGGUCUGGCCCCCCUCGCCACUCCUGAGUCUCUCUCUGAGGUCAGCAGCAUCAGCUCUCGUGCCAGCAGCCACCGCCAUCCCCCCGACAAGAAGAAACAUGCCUCGGUUACCUUUGUAGAUGUUCCUAUCAAACACGACUUUAUCAGAGAGGACUGUAAACGAAAUGACAGUGCUCCAACCAAAAGCUGGAAGAGUAAUCUCAAACAAAACUUUUUUAGUGCUGAGAACUUUGUCUGUGUAAAAUCAAAAACGUUAAGCGAUAGUUCUCCUGAAAAUGGCUCAUUGAUCAACGAAAGUAAUGAUAAGUUUUAUAGUGCUGAAAGUGUCAGUAACGAUCAUCCAGGUGAUUGUGCUAACAAAGAGUCUGAACACUUAGAUGAAGAAAAUACAUCAGAAUCGAGUCCGUUAUUGAGCAGUUUACAUCUACUGACUGACGAAAAGUUUAAAAAUUUAUUCAAGGGACAUUUAACUAAAGAUACAGAUGACAGCAUUUCAUCAGGAAGUUUUAAAUCUGUUUCAAGUGAUGUGAGAGAUCUGAGUACAUCUAUGGAUUCUGUUACAGUGAAUGCAGAAGUUCACAGGACAGAAGAAAAGACCUCGUGGGCGGAAAACACCAACUUGUUAGAGGACAUUGAGAGAAGUUUGAACUUGCAGGCAUAUAAUUCCUCCUAUGACUUAGAAAAUAAUAGUCCGAGUGAAACCUCAGUUCAAAUAGAAAAUCUAGCUGAAAACAGUGGAAAUCUGACUGCCAGUGGGGGUGGCAAAAACAAAUACAUAUAUCCAAUUUUAUCAGUUGGGAGGGGAGAGAGCAGUGUUUAGUUCAAAUUGAUACCAUGUACUACAGUGUUCAAAAUGGUUUCCAACUGAUAUUAUUAUUAAUUAAAAAUCUGAUCUCAUUAUGUUCCUAUGUAAAUAGUGAAACUAUUCUUCUUUAAAUUUUAUAUAUUUUUUUUAUUUUUUAUAUUUAAGUUUUAUUGCAAACUUUUUUUAUCUUAAGUUUAAGUACAUAAAUGUACUUGAGUGUUGUUGAAUAUGUACUUAAUUUAAUUUUAGAGACUAUAUAUGAACAUAAACAUAUUAAAGAAUAAAAACUGUUUAAUUUUUAUACAGCAGAAUGUUUGUUAAUAAUGUGAGAGUGGGUGCAUGUUAUGAAGUAUAAGUGCAUUCUUUAGAGUAAAAAGUAGCUGGUAUUGGGUGUUUUUGGUGUACUAGUUAAGUGUUAUUGUGGAGAAUUUAAGAAUAUACUUUGGACACAACCAGUUUUGAAUUUUAAAAAUCAGUUUUUUGGAGGAAAUUAUAAUUAUUAUCAUUACAACCUGAAUCUAUCUCACUGACAACUCUAAAGAAAAUCUCUGUUAUUACUUAUAGAAUUAAUUAUUGAAUAUUAGACCUAUGGUAAAACUAACUGUUUUAUAGUAGAUUCCUUAAGGAAGUGUAAUCAGUUUUUGGUUCCAUUAAUUUUUAAACAUCUAAUAGUUGCAGCUCCUCCCGAUGCCUUCUCUAAAGAUAGGGAAAUAGGAAAAAAUUGAACAUUUAAAGAGAAUCAGCUGAAGAUUAUUUUUAUGUAUGUAUAUUACUGAUACUGAAGAAAACAUGUAAUAUUUUAAAGUUAUUUUAGAUUUCCUUAGGUGAUUUUAUGAACAAAAUAUUAUUAAUUUACAAGUCAUAUAUGUAUUGUAAAAUAUUUACGAAUUAUAUUUAGUAAUUUUUACUUAGGCCUGGUUACAAAACUGCCAAAAAUUACUUAAGUUCCUGCAAUUCGUUGUGGAGUGAUAAAAAAGUUUUUCCAUUUUUUCUGUCUGUAGGGAAGUUAUCUUACAAAGCUGUCUGUGACUAUGACAUUUAAAAAAUCUAAUAAAAACGUAUUCCACCACCUUAA
This is a messenger RNA of Homalodisca vitripennis (glassy-winged sharpshooter), 4447 nucleotides long. RefSeq names its product diacylglycerol lipase-alpha (gene inaE). The coding region runs from base 244 to 3387 and encodes 1047 amino acids. The transcript has 15 exons. Gene Ontology annotation, cellular component: dendrite membrane; postsynaptic membrane. NCBI's taxonomy places the organism in Eukaryota, Metazoa, Arthropoda, Insecta, Hemiptera, Cicadellidae. The record is from RefSeq and is a predicted model, not a curated record. Gene Ontology annotation, biological process: lipid metabolic process.